Molecule: messenger RNA, 2685 nt
Organism: Ogataea polymorpha
Lineage: Eukaryota; Fungi; Ascomycota; Pichiomycetes; Pichiales; Pichiaceae
Exons: 2
Coding region: 1-1698 (565 amino acids)
Biological process (GO): transmembrane transport
Cellular component (GO): fungal-type vacuole
Molecular function (GO): transmembrane transporter activity
Source: RefSeq, a predicted model, not a curated record
AUGUCCUCGCGGAAAAAACGUGGUCCGAUGGACCAGUACAGCGACAAGUACCAUCCGGACUUUGUCCCGGGCACGAUCAACAUCUUAGUCCAUCAGAUAGAUCACAGCCAGACCGCUGUGGGGGACCAGUCGUCUACAGUCAAGACAACCAAGGACGGCAUUGUUCUGCACCCACAGCCGUCAGACUCGCCCAACGACCCGCUCAACUGGGGGUUCUGGACCAAGGCUUAUCAGUUUGCGCUUUUGGCGUUCAUUACCGGUUUCACGGCGGCCACGUCGAACGAUGCCGGCUCAACGCAGGACUCUCUCAACGAGCUGUACGGCAUUUCGUACGACUCGAUGAACACCGGUGCCGGCGUGCUGUUUGCGUCGAUCGGCCUGACCACCGUCAUUCUAGGGCCUGCCUCGUCGCUUUACGGCCGCAAAAUCAGCUACGUGAUCUGUAUAGUGCUCGGCCUCGUUGGAGCGGUGUGGUUUGCUCUGUCCAAAAGAACCAGCGACACCAUCUGGUCGCAACUGUUUGUUGGGGCAUCUGAGGCCUGCGCAGAGGCCCAGGUGCAGCUCUCGCUGUCGGACAUGUAUUUUUCUCACCAGCUCGGUGGUGUUCUGACCGUCUACAUCCUGGCUACCUCUGUCGGGACGUAUCUUGGGCCUUUGAUUGCGGGUUUCGUUGUCCAGUACACUACGUUCCGGUGGGUGGGCUGGAUCGCCGUGAUUAUCUCGGGCGUGCUGCUGGCAGUGAUGUUUUUGACACAGUACGAAACGUAUUUCGACAGACACCGCUACAUAGGGCAGAUCGACUCUAGCGAGAAACGCGAAAAAGUGGACGAUAAAAUCGCCGACUCGCACUCCGGCGACCGCUCAGACGUGAUCGAGGUGGCCGGCGUGUACGGCACGGGCGCAGGAGAGCCGCGCUUGCCGUACUGGAAACGGGUGCAGCUGAUCACGCCGUCAGCAUCGCUUGUCGGGCUGGGCGCCAAGCAGUACCUGCAGCGGCUCGUGCUCAUGCUGCGUGUGUUCUGGUUCCCGCCCGUGCUGCUGUCGGGGCUGCUGUGGGGGCUGCAGGACGCUUUUCUCACGUUCUACCUCACCACGGAGGACGAUCUGUACUAUGACGAGCCGUGGAACUACUCCGAUACCGGCGUUGCGCUGAUGAAUCUGCCAUGCGUUAUCGGAGCGCUGAUCGGAUGUCUGUACGCGGGCUACUUCUCUGACUGGUUUGUGAUCUGGAAGGCCAAACGCAACGGCGGCAUCCAGGAGGCCGAGUUCCGGCUCUGGUUUUUGUUUCCGGCAGCCAUUAUCUCGCCGAUCGGCCUGCUGCUCUUCGGCAUCGGCACAGACAAACUCUGGAGCUGGAAGGUCACCUACACGGUCGGACUGGGCUUCAUCGGGUUUGGGUUCGCCACGGCUGGAGACAUCGCCAUGGGCUAUCUCAUGGACGCGUACCCGGAAAUGAUUCUCGAGGGCAUGUUGGGCGUGGCCUUCAUCAACAACAUGAUCGGGUGCAUUUUCACGUUUGCGUGCUCGCCGCUGAUUGCCGCGCUCGGCACGGUCCGCACAUACAUUAUGCUGGCCAUCAUCGACUUCGGCACGUUCGCAUUCAUUAUCCCGUUUUUGCUGUACGGAAAACAAAUGAGACGCUGGACAAAGAAGUACUACCUCAGCUACGUGGAGCUACGCGAUGCAGAAAGAAGCUAAAAAAUCCAGUUACGUAAUCACUUAUCUUAUAUCCUCAGGCUAAAAGUUGUCUUCCUCGUCAUUGUAGACUGGAACACCCCAGUCAACGUUCAGAAUUCUUUUGCCCUUGGUCUUGUAGAGCGCCGACAGGGCGUCGGCGGUCUCGUCGUCGAGGUCGACGACCUUGAUGUUGGCCUCGAUCCGCGACGGAGUCACGCUCUUUGGCAGCACGACAGUGUCUCUGUGGAGAGCCCACGAAAUUAGCAGACAGGCUGGAGAAAUGCCCUUCUUGUCGGCGAGAGCAAUGAUGUCCUCGUCCUUAAGUAGUGGCGACCCAGCACUGCCCAGUGGCGAGUACGCCUCCACAACAAUGCCUUUUUCCUUGCAGUACUCGAGCAGCUGGUGGCGCGGGUAGAAUGGGUGCAUUUCGACCUGGUUGGCUGCAGGAAUGACCUUGGUCGUUGGUGCAGCCAGCAGCUUCUCCAAGUUUGUCUUGGACAUGUUGGACACGCCCACGGCCCGGGCCUUGUCCUUAGGCAGCUGUUGGACCAGCUCCCACGUCUUGAUGAAGUCCCAGUCUUUGUCAUUGUGGAACUUUUCCGGAUUGUUAGGAUCCUUUGGGAACCACUGUUCCUCGGCAUCUGGCGAAGGCUUAACAAAAGGAACAGGCCAGUGAACCAGGUACAGGUCGACGUAAUCCAUGCCGAGUCUCUCCAACGAGCCAUUCAGAGCAGCCAAUGGGUCUCUGUGGUUGGUGUUCCAGAGCUUCGUAGUGAUGAAGAGCGACUCUCUAGGAACCCCCGAGUCUUUGAUGGCUCUACCAACAUCCGCCUCGUUCUGGUACACGUGUGCGGUGUCGAUAUGUCUGUAGCCUGCCUUCAAUGCGGCCAAAACAGAAGUGUAGGUGUCCUCGGGGGACGAUUGCCAGCAUCCCAGGGCAACGGAAGGGAUUGAGGCGCCAGUGUUGAGCUUUUGAGUCUUUGUGCAAAUAGAAGCCAUUAGAGUUUG